Molecule: messenger RNA, 1768 nt
Organism: Limulus polyphemus (Atlantic horseshoe crab)
Lineage: Eukaryota; Metazoa; Arthropoda; Merostomata; Xiphosura; Limulidae
Product: cytochrome P450 307a1-like
Exons: 4
Coding region: 18-1559 (513 amino acids)
Molecular function (GO): heme binding; oxidoreductase activity, acting on paired donors, with incorporation or reduction of molecular oxygen; monooxygenase activity
Source: RefSeq, a predicted model, not a curated record
AACUAUUAGUAAGUGGAAUGAUUUUAUCAAUAUUAACUCCAGUAUCGGUCGUCUUAUGGGUUGGUGUACUUCUUUUAGCUGUCGUUGUCGCGGCAUUAAGUAGUAGAAAGAAAACACAUCUAAGCUCUAAUCUCCAAGUUCUUCCUGGACCACACGGGUUACCUGUCCUUGGUUGCUCUCAUAUCAUCGGCCGUUACAAUAACCCCUGGCAUGGGUUCUCUAAUCUACGAAAACAGUACGGUGAUGUUUUCGGCCUAACUCUCGGCUCCCGGAAAUGCGUUGUGGUUAGCUCUCUCUCGGCCAUGAAACAAGUCCUCGUUAGUAAAAGUGAAGACUUCGCAAAUCGGCCUGAUUUCCUGCGUUUCCACGCCAUCUUCCGUGGCAACAGAAACUACUCCAUUGCCUUAUGUGACUGGUCUUCGAAACAGAAAGUUCGCCGAGAAAUCGUAUUUCCAUACAUGCAUCCGAAGUGUGUGUCCUUCGGUAUCGACCGUAUGAAUACCUUCAUUACUCGAGAACUACAAGAAUUAGUUACAACUUUAUUGACCGUUGAGAAUCAAUUAAUCGAACCCAGACCGUUCCUUCUUGUGUGUACUGCGAACAUUUUCUAUCAAUAUUUAUGCAGUAAGCGAUUUCACACAAAAGAUCCAACUUUCCAGAGGAUAGUCAGGAUCUACGACGUCGUCUUCAGGGAACUUUUUCAGGGUUUUGCUAUUGAUUUUAUGCCAUGGCUCAAGGUUUUUAACGAAAAGCGGCUGAAAGAUCUUAGAGACAAGGCAGAUGAGGUCACUAAGCUAACAGAAACUAUAUUUGAUGAACAUGAGAAAACGCUGGAUGAAGAAAAUUUGCGCGAUUUGGUUGACAUAUUUUUAAAACAUAUUAAAGGAACCGGGAAUAAUUUGUCCCGAGAAGACGCAGAGGUCACGGUGGACGAUCUAUGCGGUGGACACUCUGUCUUAGGGAACCUAUGGCUGUGGGGUCUUUACUUGGUAGCUGGAUACCCCGAAGUGAAGGAGAGGAUACGAACGGAAGUGUCGAGAGCCACAGAAGACCGGAGACAUCCGUGUCUGCAGGACAAGCCGGCACUACCAUACACGGAGGCAGUGACACUGGAAAUCUUGAGGGUUGUCGCUUCACCAAUAAUUCCUCACGUAGCCACCAAGGACACCAACAUUCAAGGUUUUCAUGUCCCUAUAAACACUAUGGUGAUGUUCAAUACAUUCGACCUAAACAUGGAUGCACAAUACUGGGAAGAACCUCGAAGAUUUAAGCCCGAAAGGUUUCUCACUAAAGAAGGCAGAGUUCUGAAACCCGAUUACUUCUUUCCAUUUGGAACAGGAAAAAGAACAUGCCUGGGUGACAGUUUAGUUAAAUCCACUCUUCUCCUGGGUCUAGGAACUCUUCUACAAAUGUUUGACGUUUGUACAGAAGAAGUCAAUGCACCAGAUUUGGACUCAAUCUCGGGUCUUGUUGUUCCGCAAAAAGAGAUCAAACUUAUUUUUAAGCAACGACUGAACUUCACGAAUAAAAGUGAAUAUUUCUCUUGCUCGGCGCUUUAAUACAAAGCAGAGUUUAAAUGUUUGAAAACGAUUCAUUAUUAGCUAUUCUUGUAUUAGCUGCAAUCAAAGAAAUCUGACUUCUCGAAAUCAUUUCAUUUAUUCGACCAUUCAAUGGUGUGUACGUAUAUUCUAAAACUAUCUCAAAGGAGACAAACUGUGUAUUUAAGUUUUAAACAAGUUUUGUAAUGAAAGCUGUUAUUGAUGUCCGU